Rotaria sordida is the source of this 3218-nucleotide messenger RNA. The record is from the annotation of a GenBank genome assembly. Lineage: Eukaryota; Metazoa; Rotifera; Eurotatoria; Philodinida; Philodinidae.
AUGUGCCUUGUUGCAGCAUGCGUUAUGACAGUACUCAUUGCCGUGCCUGUCUCUUUGGCUGGUAAAAGCGCUACUAUUACUACUACCGCCACCAUUGGGACUACGACAACAACACCCACAACCACCACUACCCUGACUACACCAACCGUGUCAACCACACUCACCACCACAACAACCGCCACCGGCCCUAUUUCAACAGCAACAACAGCAACAACAGCAGCAAUAACAACAACAACAACAACAACAACAACAACAACAACAACAACAACAACUACAACAACAACUACAACAACUACUCCAACAACAACAACAACAACUACUCUAACAACAACAACAACAACCACUCCAACAACUACUUCAACAACAACAACAACUACUCCAACAACUACAACAACUACUCCAACAACUCCAACAACAACAACUACUCCAACAACAACUACAACAACAAUAACAACAACAACAACUACAACAACUACAACUACAACAACAACUACUCCAACAACAACUACAACAACUACUUCAACAACAACAACUACUUCAACAACAACCACCACGGUCACGACAACCAGUGAGUUUAUCGUAGUUUCGAGGGAAAAGCAGCAAAUGUGUGGAAGAAUUGAGUGGUAUCUUUUUGUUUCGACCGCGUGCUGAUAUGAGGGAUUAGGCGAAGAGGUUACAUUCGGGUGGAGAAUGUGGUAAUAUGGGAGAAGACAUGUGCAACAAAGAUAGGUGCGUUGUGUGGGUGAAUAAGAGGGGAAGCACGAUAGAAAUAAUUGGAAUUGUUUAUUUUGGAAGUUUUAUGAUAAGUGAACAAUGGAAGGUUGGAGUGUUAUGUAUAGUUUUUUUUUCAUCGGUAGAGGGAUUGAUGAGUAGUGCUUAGGGUCGGGAUGGAAAGUGGUGCAAAGCUUGUGAAUAAGCUAUGUUGAAUAGACUUGUUUUGAAUGGAUGCUGCUUUUACAUAAUUUAUGAAACAGAGAACCUCGGAACCUGCUUAGUGAGCAGUGAGUGAGCUCUAGAAAAAAGCGUGUUUAGCUUCACCGAUCAUGAUGAACAUUUCGAAUGGUAACCCCUUCGAUUUCCUCACGGACUAUCAUAAAUGGGGUGGAGAUUCUGGUUCACGACGAAAGUGGCUUCAGUGUGUUUAAGAUUUUAAUCGCGUAGGGGUUGCACAUGAUGCCAUUUUCGUUGGAUUGCGGUAGUGUUAAAUAAUUAAUGAAACGGUGGGUGGAAAACCUCGAAACAUGAUAGAUGGAUGCAUGCUAAAUAGUUGUUCAACCUCUAUGAAUUUCGUUUUAAUUCACUUCAUACUUAAUAUUUUAUAACAGAAAGAAAUGCCAGUGACGCACUGACAUAAAAAGCCCUACUUUUUUCGGUGAUAUCAAAAGUGUCAUUUUUGGUUCGAAUGAUCGCACUAUAAAGACAUAUGAUCGAGGUUAUUUUCGUAGCAGAGUGUUUGAGCCAUCAGCUAGAAAAGACUUCGCCAAAGAUAUAGUGUUAUUCUUGAGCUAUGCGUCAGACACUGUACUAAUGCACUUACAUGGCUUUCUUGAGCUAAUGAAUAAUAAUAUUUCCAUUUUUAUCAGAUACAAAAUAAACAGUGAAGAAAUGGUAGGAGACAAAGUGUAUUUUCAAUACAUUUUUGCAUGAAAAUGUCCCACUUUGACUAGUAACUACCAUCCUUUCGUCGAAUUAUAAAAAACAAAUCAGAUAGAUCGAAGCAGAAUAUAUAGAAUCUACUAAAAACUUUAGAAUUAGCAUGACCGAUUGUUUAAUUGUGAGGUCAAUGUGUGUUGUGAUCGUUCAGACGAUUCACAUGGCGAUGAUAUUCUCAUAGAUGUACGUAGAGUUUUAGAUAAUACAAAAUAUAUAGGGGAUUGUUUUCGAUUAGUUUGCUUGUCGGAAGUAAAAUAAUAUCGGAAUAGAAUAGAUACGAUUUCUUGGUGAAUUGAAACGAGGGACAUGCUAUAUGGUUUAAUGAUAUAGUAUGAUGUUUAAACACGUUAAAUGAGUUCGUUCGACGAUAGUUGAUUUUGCAGAAGUUCGCACCAUCUACUAUUUUCAUUUGUCACGCUGCAGAUCUAUGUGCACACAAAAAAAUAAAAUGAAGUCUUUGUUCGUUCUAUUCGAUUUUUGAAUUCCUCUCUACGCAUAAUGAAAGCAUUAGCAUUGAUCAAUUCUAUCGAGCAUAGUGAUGGUUGUAUCGAAGGCACAGAAAAUUUUUUGAUCUGUGUCGACUAAAUCAGAGUGUUCGUACGAUAGAAAUCACCUUUGUACUUGUCACUAUUUCGAUCAUAUAUUGCACCUCACUCCUUUACGGCCAUGAGAUAUCGUUCUCAAGAGGAGGCUGUUCACUGACUUGAAUUGAUUUGAUCAAAGAGAAGAUGCUAUAAUGUGAGUCUCUUUUCUGUUCCAGCUACAAUCCCGCAACCAUUAUUCGCCGCUAGUGUUCCGUAUGCUGUUCAAAUGUCUCCCCAAUACAUCAUUCUUAACGAUUUCAAUGACGACAACUAUCAAGAUCUUGCUGUUGCCAACAUUGACUCCGCUACUGUCAGUAUACUUCUGGGCAAUGGGGACGGCAGUUUUCAAACACAGAUGACAUUUGCAACAAACAUUGGUUCGCGGUCAUUAGCUAGUGAUGAUUUCAAUGGUGAUGGCUUCGAGGAUCUAGCCGUCGUUAAUCAAGACAGUAGCACUGUCAGCAUACUCCUGGGUAUUGGUACUGGUAGUUUUCACACUCAAGUAGAAUUUCUGACUGGUAAUGCUCCAUAUUCCGUCGCGUCUGCUGAUUUCAAUGGGGAUAACAAUAUAGAUCUCGCUGUUGCGAACUUUGGUGAUGGUACUGUGAGCAUACUGUUAGGUGAUGGAACCGGAAAUUUCAAUGAACUAGCGCAAAUUACAAGUGGUAGUGGCACUUACUUUGUCACCACCAUUGAUUUAAAUAGCGACGGCUACGCAGAUUUGAUAGUUGCUAAUUAUCUCUUAUCUGGUACUGUAAGCGUUUUUCUUGGUAAUAACGAUGGCACUUUUCAAACACGAAAGACAUUUUCGACUGAUCGUUAUCCAACUGCAGUCGUUGUCGGUGAUUUCAACGGCGACAGUAAGAAAGAUCUUGCCGUUGUCAAUAAGUACACUAAUAAUACUGUCAGCAUUCUUCUUGGUAAUGGAACCGGAGGUUUCGCAAGUCGAACAAUUUUUGCGACCGCUAGCUAUGGGUACUC